This is a messenger RNA of Entrophospora sp. SA101, 1269 nucleotides long. NCBI's taxonomy places the organism in Eukaryota, Fungi, Glomeromycota, Glomeromycetes, Entrophosporales, Entrophosporaceae. The record is from the annotation of a GenBank genome assembly.
AUGGAUUUUCCUAUAAUGUUGAGACAAGAAUUGGUUUCUUCGCCAGUUACUAUUGCAACUGCUAGUACAAGUUUACAAAUGAAAAGUCCAACAUCUUCACAAUUCAAUUCAAUACGAUUGAAACAAGUACAAAGCAUUGAUUCUUUAACUCAUCAUCCUUUGUUAAAUAAUGAUGACGAGGAGGACAACAACAGUGAUCUACUGAUUUCUAAAUGGGCAAAUUCUGUUGGUGGACAAAUAUUGACUAAACUUCGUGAAAUGGAUAAGAUGUAUUCUGAUAUCAUACAAUUAUUAAUCUCCAAAAAGACAAUUGAUAGGGAUUUGUUGCAAGAUCAUAUAAUUUUCACAUUACCAAUAGAUGAAGGUACUAAAGUAAUAACAAUGAGUGCAAUCAGAGGAUUCAUUCAAAAUGAGGUUUUUAAGGCUAUAGAUUUAAUGCCUUCAGAACAUGAACUUUCCUCAACGUUUUUGGAUAAUCCAAAGAAUCGCAGAUCAGUAUUUGACUCUUUUGCAAUACCAGAUGAUCUUGAUGAUGAUUAUCCAACCAUCAAGAUAACCAAUAGUAAUGUUGAUAUUUUAUUACAAGGAAUGACGAUCCAAGCAAUUGUAAUAGAAUCGUCACUUAAAUUUAAAGAAAUAUCAGAGAAAAUUGCCACAAAAGAAACAGCCAAUAAAAAAAACAUUGAACUACCUAAUUUAUCUGAAUCAUUGCUUAUUGAAUCAACAUGUGAAAAAAUCCAAUUAUUUUAUGAAUUUAUACAUUCAGAAAUUGAGAAACAGAUCAAUACCACUGAAAAAUCAAUUGAUGAUUCAGAGAUUGAAAUAUUUGAAAAAUUAAAUGCCAUCGAGAAAUAUGUAUGUGCCACGCUAUACGAUAAUAUUUUUUGUCCAAACUGGUCAAAUGAUAAUGGUAUACAUGAUAACUUGUUAAGUUCAAAAAUAGCAGCAUUAAACCUACUAGAUUUAAAUUUAAAACAUCUUGGUGUUGAUAUUAUUGAAUCAAAUCAGCAAGAAUCGAUUGAUAUGGCAGUUCAGAACGCUGGUAUAGAAUUACAAAAUCUGAACAAGAGAAAAUCUCCACUUGAAAAACUUGAAAGUCUUGUGCUAUGUCAUAAGAUCAUUAAUGCUAUCGACUCUGUAAAAGAUGUGAAUUCUACAAAAGAUAUGGAUUCUGUAAAAGAUAUCGAACCUGUAAAAGAUGUCGAGUUUGCAAAAGAUGUUGACUCCGCAAAAGAUGUUGAUUCCGCAAAAGAUGUUCAACCGGAUUAA